This is a messenger RNA of Trichomonas vaginalis G3, 3630 nucleotides long. RefSeq names its product 3',5'-cyclic-nucleotide phosphodiesterase protein. The record is from RefSeq and is a predicted model, not a curated record. Gene Ontology annotation, biological process: signal transduction. NCBI's taxonomy places the organism in Eukaryota, Parabasalia, Trichomonadida, Trichomonadidae. Gene Ontology annotation, molecular function: protein binding; 3',5'-cyclic-nucleotide phosphodiesterase activity. The coding region runs from base 1 to 3630 and encodes 1209 amino acids. The transcript has a single exon.
AUGAACUCCAACGACGAUCAGAGCAGCCAGCUGAGUUCUUUUCUUAAAAGUUUUGGAGGACGUAAUGCAUCAACAAAUAUGGCUAGUAGCCCAACGCAGAAUUUGCUUCAACCAAAGCAAAAGCAAAAUUUGAUGACAUUACCAGAAGAUAAUGACCUUGAUGCACAAAUUUUCGGUGAUACAAGUGAGUCCAAUGCAAAUCAAAUGCAAUUAGCACAUAUGGAAGCACUAAUUCAGAUGAAAUCUCAACAAAUCGAACGUCUUCAAGCAGAAAUUCGUGUUUUACACAGAAUUCAAAACGAUCAAGCUGUAGCUCUUGAAAUGGCACUUCAGGAUCGUCGUGAAUUAGAAAAGCAACUUGCUCAAACACAAACUGGAAUUCCAACACUUGGAAAUGCUGCAAUUCCUCAAACUGAAGAUCAAAAAAUGGCGAAGAACAGUAAAAAGAACAGGCCAGGAUCCGCCCAUUUCAAAACAAGCGAAACUCCUUACUUUUUAGAAAAUUCAAUGUUCCUUCGUGCUUUCUUGAGGAAUGAUCAAGCCUCUCUAGAUGAGCUCGUUAAGUCUAUUACAUCUGUUAACGAUACAAAUACUCGUGGUUUGGCAGGCCAAGCUUUAUUCUCCCAAAUGCAGCGUUACAUGCAAUUAAACCAACUUUUCGAGAGAUUAUUCGACGAAUCAGGUACAGAAAACCUCGUUACUACUUUUGAACAGAAUGUUCGUAACUUAUUAGACUCAAGAAGAAUUUUACUUUGGUUAGUCAUUCCAUCAGCCAAAGUCAUUGUAUCACGUACAGCAUCUUUACUUGUUCCUGAAGGAGAAGGACUUCUUGGAAAGGCAAUUUCAGAAGGCCAAAGACUAGUUUUACCAGAUCCUUCCAGAGAUCCAUCAUACAGUCUUGAUUACGAUGGCCCAGUUAUUUCUAAUGCACGUGUUGUACUUUACCAGCCUGUUGUCAAUACGAAAAAGGAAGUUCUUUGGGUUAUUCAAAUUGUUGAUCGUCUUUCUCCGAAAGGUACAGUUGUUACACCAUCAGGUGACGAUUAUCUUAUCCUUGACUUCCUUUCUCUCUCAUUAUUACGCAUCUACCAAGAUGAAUCUCGCAUUGAUGAGAUGAUCAAACGUAUUUUGACCGAAUCAACGCGUUCACUCCUCACAGAACGUCAAGUCAUGCCACUUCUUGAGACAGUACAACUGACAGUUACCCACCUUGUCGGUUGUGAAAGUCUUCAGAUUUUCUUUGCCGACCAACAGAAGGGAAAUCUCUUCCAACUCUGCGAGGGAAAGCAGCAGAGUGGCUCCGAAGUGAAUAUCAGUGCGAUCACCCGCAACGACAUUGCCGUGGACCAAGCAGGUAUUGCAGGAGUUGCAUACACCCAAAAAAAGACAGUAAAUGUCGCUGUUGCAAACGAGCAUCCUGAUUUCAACAGGGACAUCGAUGGUGAAUAUCCAAAUGGACCAUGUCUCGCUGUACCUCUUUUGGGAUCCAAAGGAACUGUCUCUUUAGUUGCUGUUGCAAGACAAAAGAAAAACGGACUCAUGUUUACAGGCAGUGAUGAAAUCAUUUUGGAAGCUCUUUCAAGAGUUUCUCAAGGCGCUUUAGCGAAUGCACAAAGCCACGAAAGGAAUAUAAGCGAAAUCCAACUCGCUCUCAACAACCACAAAUACUAUACAGCUCUUCUUGCUGUUGCUCAAGAGUUAUCCGCUGUUUUGGAUACAGACACAUUAGUCAGAAAAAUCAUGACAAAAGCGCAAUCGUUCAUUGGAGCAGAUAGAUGUUCUCUUUUCUUGGUAGACAAAGAAAGAGGCGGUCUUUGGUCAAUGGUUGCGCAUGGAACAAGCGAAAGAAUCCACAUCGCGGAAGGUUAUGGUAUUGCAGGACAUGUUGCAAAAACAGGAGAAACAAUUAAUAUCCCUGAUGCUUAUAACGAUCCACGUUUCAAUCCAUCCGUUGAUAAAAGCACAGGAUACAGAACAAAAAGUAUUCUUUGCGUACCAAUCAAGAGCUCUUCUGGUAUCAUUAUUGGCUGUACACAGAUGAUUAAUAAACUUGGUGCUGUUGAAUUCUCAAGAACAGAUGUAGAACUGAUGACAGCUUUCAAUGUUUUCUGUGGUAUUGCAUUAUCAAAUGCACAACUUUACGAAGCAGCAACUAAAUCAAAGAAGAAGAUGACAGCUAUGCUUGAUAUCGCUUUGAGUUUGAGUACAUCAACAACCCUUGAAGAACUCAUUACAAGCAUCAUUUCAAGAGCAAGAGAACUUAUUGAAGCUGAGCAUUGUUUCUUGUUUGCUGUUGAUAGAUUACACAACAAACUAAGACCAUUAGGAAAUGUUGGUGAUGAAGCAAAAGAGUUCUCAAUCAAAGAAGAUGCUGUUGGUUAUGUUGCUUUGACAGGAUCCGAAAUCAACAUCGAAAAUGUUGAGAAUGAAAAGAGAUUCAAAGAUUUGUGGCCUGCAAAUAUCAAGGCCAAACAAAUGCUUGUAAUCCCUGUUUUAGAUGCAAGUGGACAAGUUGUUGGUAUUGCAAAAGCAAUCAACAAAACAACAAUGCCAAGAUUCACGUCAGAAGAUCAAUCUCUUCUUAGAGCUUUCUCAUCUUUUGCUGGUCUCGCUUUUGAUAGAUUCAUUGCAAGACAACCUGCUGAAUUCGGAUUGACUGAUAUCCCUCUGAUUGAAACUCUUUCUCCUACAGAAUUAACAGCUGUUGUUCCUUCAGAUAGAUUGAGAGUUUUCGAUCCUUUGACAGGUAUUGUUGGUUCUCUUAAUUUCGAUGUUUAUUCGUAUCCAAGAAACGAAUUGUACAGAUUUUUGAUUCACAUUUUCACUGAAAUGGGACUUUUGUCGACAUUUACGAUUCCUAUUGGUGUUGCAUUGAGAUUCUUCUCAUCAAUUGCUGAUAAUUAUCAACAAUUACCUUUCCAUGAUUUCGCGAAUGCUGUUUCUACAACACAAUUCGCUUUCUGGCUCAUGAUGUUGAACAAAUUAUAUAUUCAGUUCACAAAGAUUGAGCUACUUUCCUUCUUUGUUGCAGCCUUGUGCCAUGAUUUAGGUCAUUCGGACAGAAUUACUGUCAAUGCACAAGUCCAAGCAGCUUUGGAUGUCUUGUAUAAAGAUCAGCCUGUAAAUGAGACAUUCCAUUGCGCUGCUUUGAUUUAUUUAUUGGCACAACCAACAUGCAACAUUUUGGAAAACUUGGAUAGUGGAUAUGUCAAUGAUUUCUGGACAUUGUGCAUUGAUUUGAUGCUUUCUUUGGAUCCAUCACAACACGCAAAACUCAUUGAAGAAAUGGACAUAAGAUUAAAUAGAGGACCAUUUGAUUUCAAGGAUAAAGCUGCUAAAGCUUUGCUUCUUAAGUUGAUGUUGAAGUCCGCUGUAACUGCUGAAGUGUUUAGACCAUUCGAUCCUACAAAACCAUGGACAACUUCUGUAAACAAAUUGUCUGUUGUUGCUUCUAAAGGAGAUCAAAAAGUUUUGUUGGAGGAAAUGACUAAAUACUUAAACGAAACAUCAACACCAUUGGUAAGAGUUUUACUAAGAACAAUGACAAAUGUCCAGCCAUUGUCAGAUCAGCUCAAACUGAAUAUGAAUGGAUGGAAAGAACAAUUAGAUAAAUUAACUCCAGCUCAAUAA